Austrofundulus limnaeus is the source of this 1247-nucleotide messenger RNA. RefSeq names its product synaptotagmin-like protein 2. The record is from RefSeq and is a predicted model, not a curated record. Gene Ontology annotation, biological process: intracellular protein transport; exocytosis. Lineage: Eukaryota; Metazoa; Chordata; Actinopteri; Cyprinodontiformes; Rivulidae. Gene Ontology annotation, molecular function: neurexin family protein binding; small GTPase binding. Gene Ontology annotation, cellular component: exocytic vesicle; plasma membrane.
UUUGUUUCCUUUUUCUUUUACAAAGUUGGCUUUUUUUAAAUGAAAGACAUUUUUCCUAUUUGGGGUGCCCAAAUAAAUUUUUUGUCCAAUAAUAAUAAUAAUAAUAAUAAUAAUAGGCUCUCCAUCUCUUUGCAUCUAAAUAAAAUGGUUUCAAUGCAUCUAUUUUCUGAAACUAAAGAGUAGUGAAGUCAAUGAGAGUUUAUGGGAGAAUUUGAAACAAUUCUAACAACGUUACAAAAGAUUUUAAGAUUUUAAAAGACCAAAAGGGGAAGUUUCUGCUGUCAGUGGCUAAAUAUGUGUAGUGUCCCAAUGGUUACCAUGUUGACCCCAAACCUGUGCCUGUCCCACCCUGACUCUUAAUGAGAGGCAGACAGAAACAAGCCUCAAACAGUCGCUGUGCAAAAAAACUGCAAGUUGGGUAAAAAAAAAACCAUAACCAUAAGAUUUGAAGCAUCGAGUCAUCAAACGUUUUUUAUGCCACUUCAGUAGAAAACAAAACUGAAUAUUAGUUUCUUAAUUUCUCCAUUAUCAGUGUCUUUUGUAAUACUAUAGUGAAAAAGAAAAAGUAGAAGAGAAAUAUAAGAACAGUAAAGAGAGAAACCGAUAGAAAUUAUAUAACGUGUGAAAUGAACACCAAUAAAAUAUAGGACAUCAUAUGUUUGUUUUUAUUGUUCUGUAAUGUUUAUUGAUAGAGAUACGAGGAGUUAAAAUGUCCUCCAACAACCGGCCCACUUUCAACACUUCCCCAUUCUUUUAAUUGUCAGACUUUAGCCAUUGCAUGAGAGUAACUGUGUUCAGGAACAUGUUGACCUCAUGAGAAUUGGUUGAACAGAGGCAGCUGGGAGUUUCUUCACCUGCGGGGAGAGGAGAAGCAUGAUCGACCUGAGCCACCUGACGGAGGAGGAGCAGGAGGCCAUUCUGACGGUGCUGAGGAGGGACGCCGAUCUGAAGCGGGCUGAGGAGGAGAGGGUCAGAAAAUUGGAGAAAAUACUUCCCACUUCUCAGCCGGAUGUCAAGCUGAAGUACCUGACGGGAGAAUGGUUCUACGAGGCCAAGUCCCGCCGACACAACGAUACAAUUCAUGGAUCUGAAAUCAUUCUGGCGGCCAUGAAACAAGGGAAGACAUCCUGUGUAGACGUGUCUCCAAGACUUGACAGAUCCAGGUCACCUGGCAGUCGGGACUCAGGUGUCUUAGCUCCGCCCAAACCGGCCAGAUGUUUUGAGACAUCGGAGCCACAGGAGAAGAA